Arachis stenosperma is the source of this 2504-nucleotide messenger RNA. Its product is annotated as sulfate transporter 1.3-like. NCBI's taxonomy places the organism in Eukaryota, Viridiplantae, Streptophyta, Magnoliopsida, Fabales, Fabaceae. The transcript has 13 exons. Gene Ontology annotation, biological process: transmembrane transport. Bases 1 to 1998 code for a protein of 665 amino acids. Gene Ontology annotation, molecular function: secondary active sulfate transmembrane transporter activity. The record is from RefSeq and is a predicted model, not a curated record. Gene Ontology annotation, cellular component: membrane.
AUGUCUUCAAUGGGUGCUUCAGCUGAAGAGAACCUUGAAACAAAACAGAUGGAUGAGAGAAGCUUUUCAAUAUCUUCAUCACAAGGCCAACAACAGGCACCACCAUAUGUGCACAAAGUGGGAAUUCCUCCACGACAGAACCUGUUCCAAGAAUUCAAGGCCACCAUCAAGGAGACAUUCUUUGCUGAUGAUCCUCUAAGAUCCUUCAAGGACCAACCGAAAUCGCGAAAGUUCGUCCUCGGUAUUGAGGCGUUGUUCCCCAUACUCAAUUGGGGGAGAAGUUAUAACCUUAAGAAGUUUAGAGGAGAUCUUAUAUCUGGCCUAACUAUUGCGAGUCUUUGCAUUCCCCAGGAUAUCGGAUAUGCCAAUCUUGCAAAGUUGCAACCACAAUAUGGACUGUACUCAAGCUUUGUUCCACCACUAAUCUAUGCUGUCAUGGGUAGCUCCCGUGAUAUCGCAAUAGGACCGGUGGCAGUGGUUUCUCUCUUGUUGGGAACCUCACUUAGUAAUGAGAUUGAUCCUACUACACAUCCAGAGGAAUAUCGGAGACUUGCCUUCACAGCCACUUUCUUUGCUGGGAUUACUCAAGCAACACUUGGGAUUUUCAGGUUGGGAUUCUUGAUUGACUUCCUGUCCCAUGCAGCUAUUGUUGGUUUUAUGGGGGGUGCUGCCAUCACCAUUGCCCUUCAACAACUUAAGGGCUUUCUUGGGAUUAAAACAAAAAAUUUCACAAAAAAAACUGAUAUUGUCAAUGUGAUGCAUUCAGUAGUCUCCACAGCCCAUCAUGGAUGGAAUUGGGAAACUAUACUCAUUGGAGCAAGCUUCUUGGGUUUUCUUCUAUUUGCCAAAUUCAUUGGAAAGAAGAAUAAAAAGUUCUUCUGGGUGCCAGCAAUUGCCCCAUUGAUAUGUGUUAUCUUGUCCACUUUUUUUGUAUUCAUAACACGUGCAGAUAAGCAUGGAGUAGAAAUUGUUAGAGACAUUAAAAAAGGGAUCAAUCCUUCAUCUGUUAAAGAAAUAUAUUUCACCGGUGACUACCUUGGGAAAGGUUUUAGAAUUGGUGUCAUGGCAGGCAUGAUAGCACUAACUGAAGCUGUAGCAAUUGGAAGAACAUUUGCAUCUGUGAAGGACUAUCAACUGGAUGGAAACAAAGAAAUGGUAGCAUUAGGAGCUAUGAAUGUUGUAGGUUCAAUGACUUCAUGUUAUGUUGCAACUGGUUCUUUCUCUAGGUCAGCAGUGAAUUUCAUGGCUGGUUGUCAAACUGCAGUAUCUAAUAUUGUGAUGUCUGUAGUUGUGUUCUUAACCCUGGAAUUCAUCACUCCCCUUUUCCAUUACACUCCAAAUGCCAUUCUUUCUUCAAUCAUCAUUUCUGCUGUCAUCAACCUUGUGGACUAUCAGGCAGCUAUUUUGAUUUGGAAGAUUGAUAAAUUUGAUUUUGUUGCUUGCAUGGGAGCAUUCUUUGGUGUUGUUUUUGCCACUGUUGAGAUAGGACUUCUAAUUGCUGUUUCUAUAUCCUUUGCAAAGAUUCUACUACAAGUUACAAGGCCUAGAACUUGUAUUUUGGGGAAGAUUCCUAGAACAACUGUGUAUAGAAACAUCCAUCAAUACCCAGAAGCUAGUAAGGUUCCAGGUGUACUUAUUGUGAGAGUUGAUUCUGCAAUAUAUUUCUCCAACUCCAAUUAUGUCAAAGAAAGGAUACUAAGAUGGUUGAUGGAUGAAGAAGAACAAGGAAAAGGAGACUACCAAACAAGAAUCCAGUUUUUGAUUGUUGAAAUGUCACCCGUUACUGACAUAGACACCAGUGGCAUCCAUGCCCUUGAAGAGUUACACAGAAGUCUUGAGAAGAGAGAUGUUGAGCUUGUUCUGGCAAAUCCUGGCCCAGUGGUGAUUGACAAGAUUUACACAUCAAAGCUUGCAAACAUGAUUGGUGAGAACAAGAUCUUCCUCACAGUUGCAGAGGCAGUUGCAUAUUGUUCUCCAAAGCUAGCUGAGGACCCAUGAAAGAACAAUGAACAAUGAUCUCAAUUUUGCAUUCAAACAGAGAGAAGAGAAGAGAAGAGAGAGGAAACUGAAAUGGGACAUGCACAAAUGUGAAAUGUUAAAAGAGAAGGGAGGCCAAUGUGGUUUCUGCUAUAGUCAACUAUAGGAUCAAGAGUGAGGGAGAUGGUCCAUCACUACUAAUAAAAAAAAGGAAAUAAUAAAGUUGGUAGAUGAUAAUGGCCUAUCUGAUAGUUAGUGCUAUAUGAUAUGGAUAUCCUUAUCCUAAAGUGGGCAAAUACAUAUACAUGCACACAAGUAUAGUAUAAGAUGUAAAAUCAUUAAAUAACUCUAAUAAGCAUUAACUCCUUCCCUUCUUUUUGCUUGAGAAACAAAACCAUAGGAAUCUAACCUAGUUGUCUGUAUAAUGAGAGGGAAAAGUGUAUUUUUUUUUUUUUAGUAAGGGAAGCUGUUCAUCUCUCACUCUCUGUAAUCUCCCUGAAAAGUAAUUACUUUCUUUUUCUGUAUUA